UUUCAGCUGAAAACGAAAGAUUCAAAAACAAGAAAAAUACUUCGCUUUCCUUUCUUGAUUCCUUUAAGCUCUCUGGGAGGGUUUAGGGUUUCACUUACUCUGCUAAAAAGAAAGACACCCAGAAAGAGAACCUGAACAAGAAGAUUGGAUUUAUAUGGAGAAUAGUGCCAGAACUGGGUUACAUGACUUUAAUUUGGCGUCAAGAAAAGCUGAAGAAGCAGCUUCGAGGCGGUUUCAAGCAGUUGCGUGGCUUGAAAGCUUAGUUGGGCCUCUUGGUAUAUCAAGGAAGCCGUCAGAAAGAGAGUUCAUUUCUUGCUUGAGAAAUGGUCUCAUUCUCUGCAAUGCUAUUAACAAAAUCAAUCCAGGCGCUGUAGCCAAGGUUGUGAAGAACAUUUCAUAUAUACAAUCAUUCAGCCGGGAACCUCAACCUCCACCUGCCUAUCAGUACUUUGAGAAUGUACGGAACUUUUUGGUGGCAGUCGAAGAGUUGAAGCUGCCAGCUUUUGAAGCUUCUGAUCUUGAAAGGGACAAUUUGGAGGUGGGUUCAGCAGUGAAGGUUGUAGAUUGCAUAUUAGCCCUGAAAUCAUAUCAUGAAUGGAAGCAAAUGAACUGUGGAAACGGUCCUUAUAAGCAAGCUAGGUCUCCAAUGGUUACGCAUUCUGCUGGUGGCUCUUCACAAGCCUCAGCAACAAUCACAUCAGACUCUUGCAGGCGCUUGGACAUGUCUGCAGCUUGUGAGAAACAGCUACCUACAAAUGACGAAAAUCAGAAACUUGAAGAUUUAGUUGUCAAGGUGCUUGCUGAAUAUAUGGUUGGCGCAAAGGAAAACAUUGGCAAAAAUCUUUUAUCUUCCUUUUGUAAAGGAAGUCAGGAUUCAUUUAAGUUAUUUAGCAUGAUCCUUUCAAGUUGUUCAGAAGAAUUUAAAACUGAGCUGAAACCAGUUUUUGAAGGGGCUUUGAAAGAAAGUAGAAGUAUCUCACAGUUUCCCUUAACAUCUUCAUCCCCAAAGGUUUUGUCUGUAUUAGAGAAUUCUCAGAGUCACAGAGCAUGCAUGAGAACAGGCAACUGCAACCACAGGCAGUUACUGAAAAUGCAAGAAAAAGAACUUCUGGAUCUCAAGGUCUUGCUGUCAAGAACUAAGAGUGAGUUUAAAGACUUACAGUCACAGCUGCUGAAUGAUUUGACAAAGCUCGGAAGUCAGGUACAGGAGAUGUCUACUGCUGCUCUUGGCUAUCACAGGGUGUUGAAUGAGAACAGGAAGUUGUACAACAUGGUUCAGGAUUUGAAAGGGAAUAUUAGAGUUUACUGCAGAAUUAGACCUGUCUUCAGAGAUGAUGCUAAAAGUACAAUAGAAUAUAUUGGGAAGGAUGGUUCGCUGGUUAUUUUAGACCCAUCAAAGCCCCAGAAGGAUGGAAGGAAAGUUUUUCAGUUUAAUCGUGUUUUCAGUCCCACAGCUACGCAAGAUGACGUAUUUAAAGACACCCAACCCUUAGUUAGAUCAGUGAUGGAUGGUUAUAAUGUAUGCAUUUUUGCAUAUGGUCAAACUGGAUCUGGCAAAACACAUACUAUGAGUGGUCCAUCAAAAGGAUCAAAGAAGGACAUGGGGAUCAAUUAUCUGGCUUUGGAUGAUCUCUUUCAGAUAUCAAAUGAAAGGAAGGAUACGAUAAAUUAUGACAUUCGUGUUCAAAUGGUAGAGAUUUAUAAUGAACAAAUACGGGACCUUCUUGCUGAAGAUUCAUCAACCACCAAAUUAGAGAUACGAAGUUGUGCUACUGAAAAUGGGCUGAGUCUUCCAGAUGCCACAAUGCAUUAUGUGAAGUCCACAGCUGAUGUUCUUCAUCUAAUGAAACUUGGAGAGGUGAAUCGUGCUGUUAAUUCAACUGCAAUCAAUAACAGAAGCAGUCGUUCUCAUAGUAUAUUGACUGUACACAUCCAUGGCAAAGAUAAAUCCGGAAGCAUUCUUCGUAGCUGCCUCCAUUUGGUAGAUCUUGCAGGAAGUGAAAGGGUGGACAAAUCAGAUGUUACUGGUGACAGGCUCAAGGAGGCACAGUAUAUCAACAAGUCUCUUUCUUGUCUGGGAGAUGUAAUCAUGGCCUUGGCUCAGAAGAACUCCCACAUUCCUUACCGUAACAGCAAGCUCACUCUUCUCCUGCAAGAUUCCUUGGGUGGACAUGCUAAAACUUUAAUGUUUGCUCAUGUAAGUCCGGAAGGGGAUUCUUUCGGGGAAACAGUCAGUACUUUGAAGUUUGCUCAGAGGGUUUCGACUGUUGAACUUGGUACUGCACGAGCAAACAAAGAGAGCAAUGAGGUUAUGCAACUCAAAGAACAGGUUGAAAAUCUUAAGAAAGCAUUGGCAAACAAGGAAGCUCAGAAACCAAUAGCAAAGACUGAACUUACUCCUCCAAGCACCCGGAGACUCAGCAUUGAGAGUGGUAGCACUGUGAAGACCAAGAAAGUGAUGAAUUCUGAACACAAAAAGAGAACAAAAACCCCUCCUGUCGCAACUCGUGCAAGGAGAUUAAGUUUAGAAGGUCCGAGAUAUGUUUCGAAGGAUAACAUUCAGAUAAAGUUAUCUGAUGGUGUGAAUGACCACAUACCCUGCGAGGCUGUGUCAAUACGAAAUUAUGGUCAGUUUCAAGAUGCUGAAGCAGUUUCAAAAUCGUAUGGACAUUUCAGCAGCAAUGGUAGUUCUGCAAUGGAUAUGUGUCCUACUAGGGCACCGAGGAGCCCUACUAGUUUGUCCUGUCAAAAACAAGUAAAAGCUGAUAGGACACAUAUUCCUUCUCUUCAGCAACCAAAGACACCUGAGCCGCAAUUAUUUUCUAGAAAUGAGGUUCAAAUUUCAAUGCAGAGUGAAAUCAAUCUUUCAACAGAAUCUCGGACCAAAAAUGGGAAAGGAUCUCAAAUAAGGAAAUCCCUUCGAACAAUCGGAAAAUUCAUUAAUGGCAGCGAAAAGAGGAACCAGCAGAACUUGACAGAAGCAAAAUCACUUGGCAACUUGAUUGAUAGCCAAACCGGCGAUGGCAAGUCACCACUGACAGCAAAUUCAAGGUCAAACAAGAGGCAAUCACUUACUGGCAUUCAAACACCUGGAUCCCGGAGAUCUUCUCUGGGAGGGAAACCAAUUGAACAUUCUGUUGCAAAUGACACGAGGAAGGCAAAGACACCACCUCCAGUCCACCCAUCAAGGAAGACAGUGAACCGUUGGGUGUAGAUCAUAGAACACUAAGCUUAGAAUAACUGCAGUAGAGCUUUGACUCGAAGCACACUGACUUAUUGACAGUGAGUUUUAGAACACAGUCCAACAGUACGAGAAUGGAAGAGAGAAGACUUGUCAAGUGACGGAGCAAUAGCAAAAGAAAGGAAGAGAGAAGACUUUCCCGACUGAGUGAGCAACAUGUUCAUGAAUAUAAGUAGAAUGCAGAUUUGACUGAUUGAUAUUUCAUUUGCUGAAAGAAUGCUUUUUCAUAUUACUUUCUUAAUAAUAAAAAAAAAGCGCUGGAUUUGAUUAA
This is a messenger RNA of Mangifera indica (mango), 3512 nucleotides long. Its product is annotated as kinesin-like protein KIN-14L. The transcript has 20 exons. The coding region runs from base 155 to 3214 and encodes 1019 amino acids. NCBI's taxonomy places the organism in Eukaryota, Viridiplantae, Streptophyta, Magnoliopsida, Sapindales, Anacardiaceae. Gene Ontology annotation, molecular function: microtubule motor activity; microtubule binding; ATP binding. Gene Ontology annotation, biological process: microtubule-based movement. The record is from RefSeq and is a predicted model, not a curated record.